AUGGGCCGUGAAGGCCAUGAACCGCUUCCAACGGACGAAAGUCACACCAUGCCGCCCACAUCACAUGAGGAGGAGCCAGAUCGGGGACAGUGGACGGGGAAGUUCGAUUUCUUGAUGAGUAUGAUUGCCUAUGCAGUUGGACUCGGAAACGUAUGGCGCUUCCCGUAUUUGUGUUUCAAGAAUGGAGGUGGAUCAUUCCUUGUUGUGUAUGCGAUAUUCUUCUGUUUGGCGGCUGUGCCAAUUUUCAUUAUGGAAGUAACCAUAGGACAAUAUCUGCAACGGGGCGCCAUGGAAAUGUGGAGGAUGUGCCCAAUUUUCAAAGGUAAGAAUUUUUUGCACUCUUGA
Messenger RNA from Cooperia oncophora, 345 nucleotides. NCBI's taxonomy places the organism in Eukaryota, Metazoa, Nematoda, Chromadorea, Rhabditida, Trichostrongylidae. The record is from the annotation of a GenBank genome assembly.